Molecule: messenger RNA, 3182 nt
Organism: Hyaena hyaena (striped hyena)
Lineage: Eukaryota; Metazoa; Chordata; Mammalia; Carnivora; Hyaenidae
Gene: GPR75
Product: G protein-coupled receptor 75
Exons: 2
Coding region: 138-1760 (540 amino acids)
Biological process (GO): G protein-coupled receptor signaling pathway
Cellular component (GO): membrane
Molecular function (GO): C-C chemokine receptor activity
Source: RefSeq, a predicted model, not a curated record
AUGGAGGAGGAGGGGGGCGGCGCUGCGGCCGCCGGGCAGGCUUUUCUGCUCUGGGCCUCUUUUGCCCCAUGCCGCUCACCUGUGAGUUGAGGCCCUAACUCCCUUCCCGCAGAAGGAACAGUCCCUUCUCUCUGAAGAUGAACUCCACAGACCACCUUCAGGACGCUCCCAACACCACCGUGCUCCACGUGCGUCACUCCCACGGGGGGAACAGCACCGCACUGCAGGGGGGCCUCCAGGACCUCAUCCACACCGCCACCUUGGUAACCUGCACUUUUCUACUCGCAGUCAUCUUCUGCCUGGGCUCUUACGGCAACUUCAUUGUCUUCUUGUCCUUCUUUGACCCAGCCUUCAGGAAAUUCAGAACCAACUUCGAUUUCAUGAUCCUGAACCUGUCCUUCUGUGACCUCUUCAUCUGCGGAGUGACAGCCCCCAUGUUCACCUUCGUGUUGUUCUUCAGCUCAGCCAGUAGCAUCCCAGAUGCAUUCUGCUUCACCUUCCACCUCACCAGUUCGGGCUUCAUCAUCAUGUCCCUCAAGACAGUGGCGGUGAUUGCCCUGCACCGGCUCCGCAUGGUGUUGGGGAAGCAGCCCAAUCGCACGGCUUCCUUUCCCUGCACUGUGCUCCUCACCCUGCUUCUCUGGGCCACCAGCUUCACUCUUGCCACCUUGGGCACCCUGAAAACCAGCAAGUCCCACCUCUGCCUUCCCAUGUCCAGUCUGAUGGCCGGAGAAGGGAAAGCCAUUUUGUCUCUGUAUGUGGUCGACUUCGCCUGUUGUGUCGCUGUGGUAUCUGUCUCUUACAUCAUGAUCGCUCAGACGCUGCGGAAAAAUGCCCAAGUCAGAAAGUGCCCCCCUGUGAUCACUGUGGACGCUUCUAGACCACAGCCUUUCAUGGGGGCCCCCGGAAAGGGGGGUGGGGAUCCCAUCCAGUGCACCAUGCCGGCUCUCUACAGGAACCAGAGUUACAACAAACUGCAGCACGUUCAGACCCACGGAUACACCAAGAGUCUUACCCAGAUGCCAGCCCCGGCGGGCAGCCGGCUCCAGCUGGUGUCCGCUGUCAAUCUCUCCACGGCUAAGGAUUCCAAAGCGGUGGUCACCUGUGUGAUUAUCGUGCUGUCGGUGCUGGUGUGCUGUCUUCCCCUGGGGAUUUCCUUGGUGCAGGGCGUCCUUUCCAGCAACGGGAGCUUCAUCCUUUACCAGUUCGAACUCUUUGGAUUUACCCUUAUAUUUUUCAAGUCGGGUUUAAACCCUUUUAUAUAUUCUCGGAACAGCUCAGGGCUGAGGAGGAAAGUGCUCUGGUGCCUCCAGUACAUGGGCCUGGCUUUUUUCUGCUGCAAACAGAAGACGCGACUUCGAGCCAUGGGAAAAGGGAACCUGGAAAUCAACAGAAACAAAUCCUCCCAUCAUGAAACCAACUCUGCCUACAUGUUGUCUCCAAAGCCCCAGAAGAAAUUCGUGGACCAGGCUUGUGGCCCAAGUCAUUCGAAGGAAAGUGUGGUCAGUCCCAAGAUCUCUGCUGGACACCAGCACUACGGUCAGAGCAGCUCCACCCCCAUCAACACCCGGAUUGAACCCUACUACAGCAUUUACAACAGCAGCCCCUCCCAGGAGGAGAGCAGCCCGUGCAACGUUCAGCCAGUAAACUCUUUUGGAUUUGCCAGUUCAUACAUUGCCAUGCACUAUCACACCACUAACGAUUUAAUGCAAGAAUAUGACAGCACGUCGGCCAGGCAGAUUCCAGUGCCCUCUGUGUAGGCUCGUGGAGGCUGGACACUCUUGUGGAAGGAAACUGUUUUUGUUUCUGAUACUAAUGGAUUUCUUUUUUUCCCACUUCUGUGAGACCCACGGUAGAUGGAAACUUCAAGAUUCCGUGGAACAGUUGGCAGUUCUGAUUUUCUCCUGACUGAAGCUUCAGCAUCUAUUGAUUUGCUUUGUGCUUUCUUGAAGUUUUAAGAUUUGAUGUGAAAAUUGAUUAUUUAGAUUUUUACCCUGACCUGCGCUCCGAUCUUUUGUACUAAACUUUCAAAUAGAUGCCAGGAAUGAUCAACGCCAGUGACUUGAAGGAGAGUGGACUGAUUACGAUCAUUUGAGUCAGUGUUCAGGGUCUUCGAAGUAUGCCUGAGUUGAAUUUUUUUAAACAAUGUGAAGGUAUGAUCUUCACUGAGGCGAAUUUUUUAUUAACUGAACUAUACAUUUUGAUUCUGUAAAGUGUUGCAAAGGGGAGCAAUACACUUUUUUGGUAGCAGGCUUAUUUGAAUAAAUAAUAGAUUGUCAAAGCAGAAAAUCAGAAAUAGAUUGUCUAUAAUGACCUUUACCCAAGGCACACAGGCAUUAAGUACGUUCCUUUCAUAAGACAGUCAACCAAGAAUACAGUAUUAUGAUUAUUACCAUUUCUUAUUAAAGACAUUAUUAUUUUGUGCGAGUUCACUAGCUAUAUAGCUUUUUAAAAAGAAAUUGGUUUUUGCUUGCUGAAAAUGACUUAUUCUCUUUCGGCAUGAUCUUACCCAAGAGCCCUUGGUGAAGAGGAUGGGACCUGUAGUGGAGGAAUGCAACUUCUGGGUGCAUGGGCAUUAACGGUGGUCACCUCAGUCAGGGUGUGUGUGGUGAGGUGUGAAGCAAUCCGGACUGCCCUUGCGUGUUAAGACGAUCAUUAUCAUUGCUUACAAAGCUCUGAGAACGACGUUGAGAGUAUUUCAAUUGAUGUGUUCCUUCUGUGUGAGGGUGGUUUGUUAACAACCUAACAAAGAGUAUCCAAGUAACUGUUCAGACCUCAUUGUUUUGUCUUUGUUUAUAUAUCACUCUGGUAGAAAAAUUCUUAAGACGAUCUGUUUUCAAACUGUGUUAUUUCUCUCCCAUUAAUCUUGGACAUGGACAGUAAAGGAAAGCUAGAUGAAGUAUUUCUCUACCUAAAACUAAUUUUAUUAUAAAUCAUAUAAAUUAUAAAUUUACUAAUUUUAUUACCCUGUCGUUCAUAGCAUAACAACUGUUCCUAUUUUUUGUGUAAAAACAUUUUCAUUAUAGAGUUAGCAUUUGAACUCGCUGCAGUUUUGGAACUACAGCUGCCAAACUCCAGGCGAACAUCAAGGUCCAAAACCUAACUUUAGAAAAUUGUUUUACUCAAGAACUGUUAUUGCAUGGGGCGUCUGGGUGGCUUAGUCGGUUGAGCGCCCAACUUUC